Messenger RNA from Falco peregrinus (peregrine falcon), 3329 nucleotides. It is a transcript of the gene DNAJC27, whose product is annotated as DnaJ heat shock protein family (Hsp40) member C27. Gene Ontology annotation, molecular function: GTPase activity; GTP binding. The transcript is spliced from 9 exons. The coding region runs from base 138 to 1127 and encodes 329 amino acids. Lineage: Eukaryota; Metazoa; Chordata; Aves; Falconiformes; Falconidae. The record is from RefSeq and is a predicted model, not a curated record.
AGCGGGAGGUGGGCGGAAGUCUCGCGCGAGCUGAGGCGCGGGGCGGUGGGGCGGCCCUGGGGCCGCCGCGCUCCUACCCUGGUUCCGCCGCCUCAGCUCGGCGCGGCUCGGCCCGCACCGCCCCAGCCCGCACCGCCAUGGAGGCGAAUCCGCAGAAGCGGAAGGAGACGCGCAAGUCGCUGCGGGUUAAAGUCAUCUCCAUGGGCAACGCGGAGGUGGGCAAGGCCCCUCUAGGUACUGGAAGGUGCUUUAAGGUCUCCCCAGAACCUUCUCUUCUCCAGGCUGAACAAACCAGAAUGUGGAUAAAUCAGUUUCUUGGCACUCCGAUCUCCAAACAGAGCUGCAUUAUAAAGCGUUACUGUGAGAAGAGGUUUGUUCCAAAAUACCUGGCGACUAUUGGUAUCGACUACGGUGUCACAAAAGUGCAGGUCAGAGACCGAGAGAUUAAGGUGAACAUCUUUGACAUGGCAGGACACCCGUUCUUCUACGAGGUGAGGAACGAGUUUUACAAGGACACACAGGGGGUCAUCCUGGUCUACGACGUUGGACAAAAGGAGUCUUUUGAUGCACUGGAUGCAUGGCUGGCUGAGAUGAAGCAGGAGCUGGGCCCCCAUGGCAACAUGGAGAACAUUGUCUUCGUUGUCUGUGCGAACAAGAUUGACUGCACCAAGCACCGCAGCGUAGAUGAAAGUGAGGGGCGGCUCUGGGCAGAGAGCCGGGGCUUUCUUUACUUUGAGACAUCAGCACAAACGGGAGAAGGAAUCAACGAGAUGUUUCAGACUUUCUACUCUGCCAUCAUUGACCUGUGUGACAACGGUGGGAAACGCCCUCCUUCCAGCAUGGGAGUUGGCUUCACCAAAGAGCAGGCAGAUGCCAUUCGCAGGAUCCGCAACAGCAAGGACAGCUGGGACAUGCUGGGGGUCAAACCUGGAGCCACAAGGGAUGAAGUGAACAAAGCCUAUCGGAAGCUGGCUGUGCUGCUCCACCCCGAUAAGUGUGUGGCUCCUGGCAGCGAGGACGCCUUCAAAGCAGUGGUGAACGCCCGGACCGUGCUUCUCAAAAACAUAAACGUGGGCACAGAUGCUUCCAGCACCAGCCGUGGGAACAGGACUGCAGUGCACUUGUGAUGUGCUGGAAAGGGAACUGAGUGCUGAGGAGGAGAGAGGGACCCCAGAGCCCUCCCUGCAUCCAUGGCCCCAGGUCGUGGUUGGUGGUAAGUGCUGAAAGCAGUGAAGUCCCCACCUUCCCAGCUGUGUUACACCUCCUGGGAGUUUACCAGCUGUGGAGGGGUUUGGAUGUGGCUCUAACCUGUGGGUGCAGCGAGGGCAGAGCAAGCUCUGACCCGAAAACUUCUGUGCCUGAAAACGUUGGUGUCAUGAGUGGAGGAUGCCCAGGAGGGCAGUGAGUUGCUAGUCCUGGGUUAUCCUAGAGCGGCCUCUGCAAGGCUGCCCAUGUGGGAAGCCACGGAGGCACUGCCGAGCACUGGAGCGGUUCAGCGUGCCGAGCAAAGCCGGCUCCUUCCAGCUGACACCCAACGAUGCUGCUUUUGGCAGUGGGGAGGGCAGGUUGCUUGAGGAAACUUCUCUGGUACUGCAGGGAGAACCCAGCUCCAAGAGCGUCCUUUUCGCCUUCCUCCUCAACCUGUUGUGGUGCCAGUAAUGGUCCCUUUGGCAGGACUAGGGCUCUCCCCCAGGCACUCACCCCAUUAUCACAGCCCAGUCUCCUGCCACCACCUCCUUCCGUCUCCCUGAGCUCAGCUCGUUGGGAAGAGCCCUUAGGGCUGCAGUCCCUCAGGCUGCGUGCUCCUUCUCUCCCGGCCCUCUGCUCACACCACGCUGGCAAGCUCUGGGUAGGUGCCGCUGUGCCCCUUGGGGGACUGUCCUCAGGCAUGGGUGGCCCUGGCUGUUUGCAGGCCAGAGGAGGGUGCUGACCCAAGGAGGAGGCAGUUCAGCCUGCAACAUGGGUGCCUGUCAGCUCUGCCUUCCUGCCUUCGGCCAAUCUCGUCUCCUGAGCUUCAGCCACACCACAGAGCUCCAUAGGUGCCUGCGAUCUGUCUGCUCGCUUGGCCCCACAGCGUGCUCUGGUUAGGUGAGCGGUGGAAGGGGCAUGUUCUCCCCCAACCCUCUCUCACAGCAGCAGCGAUUGCCCUGCUUUGCUAGUUAUUAUGGGUUGCUGAUCAGCAGGUGGGUGCAGGUUGCUCCCUCCUGGUCACAGCUGCUCUGCCCUUCGAGGAGUCUUGUUGAUUUAGAGGGGAGCGUUGCUGGUCACCCCAGCAGGUGCUUGCAGAGGCUUGAGAUCUGGCUGUUGUGAUCCUGAGGGGGCUUGGAGCUGUGGUGGUCUGCUAGGCUCUUAGGGUAGACCAAGCAGGAGGUUCCUUGGGCCCCCGUGGUUUUGUCAGGACCCAGUUUUACUUCCUUGCUGCUGUAUGACUUGGGCAGGGAAGGUCAGGACACUAAGGUACGGAAUGGAAGCCACUGAGUGUGUGCACAGGCAUCCUUACCCCACCCCACAGGUACCCUGUUUGAAAGUGUUUUCUCCUGUGUUCAGUGCAAUAUUUUUUUUUUUUUCCUCUUCAAGGCAGCUUUUCUGUGUUUCCCUUUCAAAAUACAUCAUAAAUCAACAGUAGAUCCUCCCCCUUUUUGGCAGCAAGCAUUAAGGGACUUUAAAGCCAGUGUUGUUUUGCUCUUGCUCUGUUUUUUGGUGCUGGGUUACUGGGAAGAAGAAAUAAGCUAUCCUGCUGGGAAGCACUUUUUACUCCUCUGGUGUAGAAAUAACCAAGGGGAGAUGUUGCUACAAAAGGUUAAUGUUUAAAAUAUUUUUCCUCUCCUAGAUAUACAAAAAGGUGGGCUGGGGGAGGUCAGCAGGGCAGGCGUUGGAGCUGUGGCGAGGUACGCUGAUGGGGUCUUAUUUUGCACGUUUUAUAACGCUGUGGAGUUCACUGGAAACCUCCCCUCUUGUCUAGUGGAGGAAACUACUUAAUUCUGGCCUCAAACCUGUUGCUCUGUAUUUUUUUUCCAUUGAGGAGGGUAAGUAAUCCUGUUGCUGAAUGGUGCACUUCACUUUGAGGGUGAGAUCCUAGUGGCUGGAGUAACCGAAAGGCUUCCUCGGUUCCUGCUGCUCAGGGGCUCUCCAGGUCUGUUGUGCCACGCGUGGUCCCUCCUGUUUGCUCCUCAGGUGACUGGCCACAGGUCUUGGGGUUUCUCCUGUCUGUUUACAGAGCGGACUGGAUGUUCAGAGAUGAUCACACGCGCAUGACACGUCUAGUGAUUCUGGUGACCUUCUGAGUUCUGUUAUUUUUAUAAAUUAAAUCCCCCUUUGGAACAAAGGAA